AUAGAUGUAAAGGCAAAAACAAAUUUAAACAUAGAUAUUGAGCAUUUAAAUAGAUCAGACAAACUAAUAGUAGCCAAAAAAAUGGGACCACCAUGUAAGUUAAGUUGUAGAUUAAAAUGUGUAGACAAAGUUAGUGAUGAGAUCCGGAAAAUAUUGUUUGCUGGUUAUUUGGCGAUAGAAGACCACAGUAGGCAGUGGGACUUCAUAGCCAGAUAUGUAAAAGUAAGCAAUAAACAAGAAGGAUCUGUAAUUUCAAGACAAUGCUCAAAAAAAUAUUACUUACCUAUACCAAAUAAUAAUACAGAAAUUCAAGUAUGUAAAACUAUGUUCUUAAGAACAUUUUCAAUAUCAGAAAAGGUUGUUCAAACAGUUUGUUUAAAACUUCAAAAUUUGCCAGCUUUUAUGGCUGAUAGAAGAGGUAAACACACAAACAGACCUGCCAGAAUUAGUGAUGAAGUUAAAGAAUGUAUAAAUGACCAUAUUUCAUCAUUUCCAAUUGUUGAAUCACAUUAUACUAGAGAUCGCACAAUGAAAAAAUUCUUGGACUCAGAUCUUAAUAUUUCCAAAAUGUACCAAUAUGUUUAAAGAAUGGGUGACAGAAAAAAUAGUAUGUCAAGUUGCCAAAAAUGCAACUUUUAGACAAUAUAGUGACAUUUUUAAUAAUCACAGUAAUAUCAGAUUCUUUAAGCCUAAGAAUGAUUUAUGUGAUCAGUGUGAAAAAUAUAAGCUAUCAACAACCGAAGAAAAAGAAGCACAGUAAACAAGAUAUGACCUGUAUUUAAUGAAUAAAAAUAUAGUUAGGAUAAUUAAAAAUUCAGAUUAGGAACGUACAAUACUUGAUCCUAAACUGUGUGUAGCAUCUUUUAAUUUGCAAAAAGUUUUAACUACACCACAAGGAGAUACAAGCAGUUUUUAUUAUAAAUUAUUAUAAAGUUUGCUACCUAUAAUUUAACCGUAUACGACAUAGGAAAAAAGUUAGGGUAUUGUUUCACAUGGAAUGAAUCUGAGGCCAAAAGGGGUGCAAACAAAAUUGCCACUUGCUUGAUAAAAUGUAUGACUUCAUUAAAGCAAAAAUAUGGUACAGCAGAAUUUAUUUUUUACUCCGACAAUUGUGGUGGGCAAAAUCGGAAUAGAUUCAUGUUUAGUAUGUGGAAGUAUGCUUCAUUCUCUUUAAAAGUAAAAUAACCCAUAGAUUUCUUGAGAAAGGACAUAUCCAGACCGAAGGAGAUAGUAUGCAUGCCUGCGUAGAGAAAUCAAAAAAGGGAACAUUGAUUUAUGUCCCUUUGUAAUGGGUGACGUUAAUCAGGUGCGCUUAAGUUAUAGGUAAUCCAUAUGUGGUAAACGAAAUGGCAAAUGAAGAGCUUUUAAACUUUAAACUAAUUGUUGAAGACAAAUCUUACAAUUGGAAAUUUGCAGUUGAUGGAAGCCUGAUUAAAUGGAAUCAAAUCAAAGAGUUAACAGUCACCUCUGAAAAACCAUUCAUCUUAAAUAUAAAAUAAAAUCUUACAUUAAAUAAUUUUAUUACAAUGGAUUUAAAAAAUAAAAAGCGAAUUGGUAGACAUCAGACUCGAAAUAUACCAACACAAGCUUACAGUGAAAAAAUUCCUAUAGAAAAAGCAAAGCUCCAAGAUAUGUUGUCAUUGUAUGAAAUGGGCCUUGUCCCAUUAACUUACCAUGAUUUUUAUAAAUCUUUUAAUUUUAAGUAGUAAGUAAUUGUAUUCACGGAUAACUUUGUUUUAAUGUUAAAAGUAUUUUUUUUUAUAAACAAUAAUAAU
Messenger RNA from Sipha flava (yellow sugarcane aphid), 1775 nucleotides. RefSeq lists its product as uncharacterized. The annotation marks the transcript as partial. Lineage: Eukaryota; Metazoa; Arthropoda; Insecta; Hemiptera; Aphididae. The transcript has a single exon. The record is from RefSeq and is a predicted model, not a curated record.